GAGCCUGUCUGCUUUGGAGCCAAAGAUAACCAAUAUGGUGCCUUCAAAAUCACAAAGAGUGGAAAAUUGAAGACAAUGAAGCUUAUUCACAAGUCAGGGUCGGUGCGCUGUAACAAUUCUACAAUUUCAUCCGAAUGGGACUGCACCUGGCCAACAUAUGGAGAAAAUUUGAUGACAAUCAUCACAGAUGCCGAUAAGAAGGCCUUUCUGCCAAAUUCUGAAAACUUGCUUGCUCAUAGACGUGAAAAGGUAAAGUACUCUUACAGUCUUCCUGAAUAUCGCCAUAAUUCAACUGAGCUCGUUUUCCCCAACCUCGUCAAUCCUUUGUCUGUUUCGAGCAACAAAGAGAUGCAGGAAUGGUACGGACAGGAUUGGAGGAACUGUAAAGAGGAAGACAACAGUGACAAAACUUAUGUUGAUGUGUAUACAUGGUAUGCU
Molecule: messenger RNA, 438 nt
Organism: Pocillopora meandrina
Lineage: Eukaryota; Metazoa; Cnidaria; Anthozoa; Scleractinia; Pocilloporidae
Source: the annotation of a GenBank genome assembly